Sardina pilchardus (European sardine) is the source of this 1755-nucleotide messenger RNA. RefSeq names its product coagulation factor VII, like (gene f7l). NCBI's taxonomy places the organism in Eukaryota, Metazoa, Chordata, Actinopteri, Clupeiformes, Clupeidae. Gene Ontology annotation, cellular component: extracellular region. Bases 39 to 1364 code for a protein of 441 amino acids. The record is from RefSeq and is a predicted model, not a curated record. Gene Ontology annotation, molecular function: serine-type endopeptidase activity; calcium ion binding. The transcript is spliced from 8 exons. Gene Ontology annotation, biological process: proteolysis; blood coagulation.
CUUUGGUCGUGCUUGUCCGGCCAGCUUGGAUUAGCGUAAUGGAGUCCGGAGCUUUGAGAGUGGAGACAAGACAGCUGCUGCGCUGGGUUCUGCUGGUGGUGUGUGUUCUGCGCCGCUGGGUUCUGCUGUUGGUGUGUGUUCCGGCCUGCCUUGGGUCGCCCGAAGUUUUCUCGGACAGAUCCCAUGCCAGCCAGGUUCUCCUGCUGCGAUCCCGGCGUGCCAACUCCCUGUUUGAGGAGCUGAAGCUGGGCAACCUGGAGAGGGAGUGCCUGGAGGAGAGAUGCUCGUAUGAGGAGGCACAAGAGAUCUUCUCCAUCCCGGAGCAACUGAGAGAGUUCUGGACAAGAUAUUCAGACGUGGACCAGUGUGCAUCAAAUCCAUGUCUGAAUGGAGGCACCUGUGUGGACCAGGUCAACGCCUACAUCUGCAUUUGUCCGAGCGGAUUUGAAGGGCGGAAUUGUGAUAAAGUAUUGCCAGCCCACUAUGGCUGUCUCUUUCGGAAUGGAGGAUGUGAGCACUUCUGCACAGAGACGCAGGAUGCCCCACACGUCUGCAGCUGUGCCAGUGGCUACGAGCUGGGGCCGGACAACAGCAGCUGCAGCCCCCAGGUGAAGUACGCCUGUGGAAAACCGAGGGUGACGGACUUCAACCCCAGAAUCGUCCGAGGUGAUGUGUGUCCACGUGGGCAGUGUCCGUGGCAGGCGCUGCUGAAGCGUGACCAGAAGUACCAGUGUGGAGCCAUCAUCCUGGGCACGGAGUGGAUCCUGACCGCAGCUCACUGUGUGCACCACGCACUAGCAGCUCAGCUGGAGGUGACUGUGGGCGAACACAACCGUGAGUUCACCGAGGGCUCCGAGCAGGUGCGUAACGUGACGCAGGUCCGUGUGCACGAGCAGUACGACCACGCCACCAAAGACAACGACCUGGCCCUGCUCCGCCUCACGUCCCGCAUCGCCCUCAGCAACUACGCCAUCCCCAUCUGUCUCCCCGCGCUCAACGGGACCUUCGGCCGCACGCUGGCAGGCAUCCGCUUGUCCACCGUCAGCGGGUGGGGUCGGUUGGCAGAGCUGGGACCCGCCUCGCCCGUCCUCCAGCGCCUAGAGGUGCCGCGGGUGCCCAACCAGGAGUGCGUGAACCACACGGGCCUGCAGGUGACGCGCAACAUGCUGUGCGCCGGCUUUCAGGAGGGCGGGCGCGACUCCUGCCAGGGCGACUCCGGCGGGCCUCUGGUGACGCGCUACAAGAGCACCCACUUUCUGUUGGGCAUCGUGAGCUGGGGCAAAGGCUGCGCCUCGGCGGACUCGUACGGCGUUUACACCAGAGUGGCCAACUACCUGCAGUGGAUCCACAACAUCACCGCCUGAGGAGAGCACAACUACCUGCAGUGGAUCCACAACAUCACCGCCUGAGGAGAGCACAACUACCUGCAGUGGAUCCACAACAUCACCGCCUGAGGGGAGGACAAGCUCACGGAGACCACAGCAGCAUCCGGAGCUCUGGGCCGCCUUUCCCAGAUGCGUUAAGAAGCUCCUAAGUGCUAAGAACUUCUCAGGAGCGCUCUAAGAAAGUUCUAAGAACGCUCCUAAGAAGUUCUUAGCACUGGCGAGCUUCUUAACGAAUCUGGGAAACGCGGCCCUGGACCCUCAUGCUGUCUGUAUACAUGGCAACUAUCUGCAGGAGAUGAUUGAGAUGAAAAGGAGGAAGAUAAAGGCGCUCUGUUGCAGUGAGCUCCACAAGCACGGCCUGAUGCUCAUG